CGCGGGCUGGCUGGCGUAAAUCCCCCCGGGGACAAUCAGCCUCCCCCGCCCCCCGGACCUCACACCUGCCCCCUCCCUCCUCUCGUUGAUCCUCCUUCUCUCCAUCUUUCCUUCCCUCCCUUUGCCUCCUCCUCUCCCUUUUUUCUGGCCACAUGUACCUGGGCGCCCGCCUCGGUCGAAGCCUGCGCCCUUCCCCGCUUCCGCUCUUUUGCCACUCCAUCAUGCCCCGCCGGUCGCUUUCCUCGACGCCGGCCGCUGCCCCCCCGGCUGCCGGGGCCUUGCAUUUCCGUAAUGUCCUCCUGCGCACAGUGCCUGUGAACACUGUGGCCCGUGGGAAGGUGUGCUCGCCGGGCGCGGCGGUUCGCCUUUCGCAUGCGGCCGGCGAGAACCCGGUCGCCGGGAACAUCGGCGGCCAGACCUUCCGCUUGGACCUUGGCCAGACGGUGUACUCCCUCUGUGCCGGGACUGGCCUCACUGCGCCGCGAGUGAUCGCACAAAACAUCGGCGAUCUGGCCGAGAUUGGUCUUCGCCCAGAGGACCUGAAAUCCCCCCAGGCAGCAGCUCUCCUGUCGCUGUCGGAACCCAGCCCCGACAGCGCGCCUGAGCAGCCCGGGCCAGCCCCGCAUCGCAAUUUGACCACCGGGGCGGAGCCUCAUGCGCAUUGCUACUCCGGCUACCAGUUUGGGUACCAUGCCCUGCAGCUCGGCGACGGCCGGGCCAUUUCUCUUGGCCAGGUCCAGGGAUGCGGCGCACCGGCUCCAGUCGCUGGGUCGAUCUUCGCUGCCAGCAAACCCACCCCCCUGCCGAGCGAUCCUCCCUCAGUCUUCGAGGGGCUUGUCGAAGUCCAGGUCAAGGGUGCAGGGCUGACCCCCUAUUCGCGACAGGGCGAUGGCCGAGCGGUCUACCGGAGCUCUGUUCGGGAGUUCCUCUGCUCGGCAUUCAUGCGUGCGGUGGGAGUCGCCUCGACCGGCGCGCCGGUGCUGAUGCUCGGCGAGGACUUCGCCUUCCGCCAGCCGGAGCCCAACUCCGGGGCCGUGUUCGAGAUCUGCUGUGGUCUAAUGCGCACCGCGGCUCCAUCUCACUUGCGCAUCGGUUCCUUCGAGGCGCUAGCCUUUUCCCGGAAGACCCCCGCCCCAGCCGGGUCGGCCCUCCUGCGCACCGCCAUCCUGCAGGAUCCUGGCAUGGAUGAGGGGCUCACCGAUCUCGAGCGGCAGGCAGUGAGGUAUGUCCGUCGACUGGGCGUCGACCGGGCUGACGGCCUGGCCGGUGCCCCGGGCCCGGAGCCUCCCCUGCGUCUGACCGGGACACCGGAGUCCCCGGCUGCCGCAGCCGCCCUAGACCGGGUCCUAGCACGGGUGCUGGUGCGUGCGGCUGCCCGGCGCAAUGCUCGUCUGGUGGCCCAGUGGCAGGCGGUGGGCUUCAUCCAUGGCGUGCUGAACACGGACAACGUCAGCAUCCAUGGCCUGACCAUCGACUAUGGGCCUUUCUCCUUCGUGUCGCAGUAUGCCCGCAAUGCCAGCGGGAACCUGAGCGACUCGUCCGGGGUGUAUGCCUUCGACUGUCAGCCGGAUGUUGUCCGGCGCAAUGUCCUUUCCCUGGCGGCGCAUCUCCGGCGAAGCCUUUUCCCCCAGGUGGAUCCUGCCCCGGGUGCCGAUGAUUUGGCAGCCCUCCUGGGCAACCUCCCGGCCGAGUACGGUGUCGAGGCGCACCUGGAUGGCGAGGAGCUCCUUGGCGUGGCGCGUGACACUUUUGACCGGCACUUCCGCCAAGAGGAGGAUCGCCUCCACCAGGCAAAGUUUGGCCUUGUAACAGCCGUUAGUGAGGAUGACCGGCGCCUUUUCCGAGAUUUCUACCACCUACUUCAGGAGACUGGCAGCGACAUGACCACGGCCUUCCGCCUGUUGGCGUGUAUCCCCUCCGGGUUUGAAUCGGGCCAGGAGCGCCAGGAGUUGGCUCGCCUCGCCCAGCUCGAUUACCCGGAGGCCCUCCUGGCUCCGGCUGCGGCGGCUGCCAUCCGGGAAGCGGCUACCAGUGCCCCGUCACCGGCCGACCCGGCUUCGGUCGAUGCCAUGGUCCGUCGUGUGCUGCUCAUUCUGAAGCAUUCGCGUUCGGCCAAUUGGCGAGUCGAAGCUUUGGUGGCCGACUUGGCUGACCGGCUGGCCUCGUCCGGAGCUGACCCCGUCCGGCCGACUGGCACGCCGGAUUUGGUGACCUACCUGCUGGAAACCUUCCCUGCGUUGGCCGAUGACCGGGCGGCCACUAUGACCUCCCUCAUGCCGGGGCACACGCUGGGGCGCAUGGUCGCCGUGCUGCAAACGCACCGCCAUCUGCUUCCGGCACAUUAUGCGCCGGAGGAUGUGGCGCAUUUUGAGCGUCUCUUUGACCAGCUUGCUGCUCUGCCCGACGAGAAGGAGGCCCUAGAUGAGGCAUUUGACCGGCAAUGGCUCGAUUGGAUCGCCCGCUACCAGGCUCGCCUUGGCCGCGACCAGCCAUCUAGCUUGACGCGCGCCGAGAAAAUCCGCCAAGCGGCCGUGCGCAUCAUUCCCCGGCACCAUACGCUGCAGCGGCUGAUCGCCGCAUCUGCCCCCCUCUUUGAGGAGCGCCCUGCUGGCACCCUGUUUUCGGUGGAUGUCGGUCAGUCGGAUGCCGAGCCUUCCUUCGUGCUUACAGCCGACUGUCGGCCCGAGCUGCUGGCCCAGUAUCAGGCCCUGCUGACUCGGCCCUUCGACAUGCCGAGCCCGGAGCUCUACUCCGGGGUUGAAGGAUCGUCGGAGGCCGAAAGCACCGGCCGAACGAUUGCCGUUGGCUGGGCCGCGUAUGGGCCCCCGCGACAUGGUCUCGAUGACAUGCGCUGUGCCCUGAGCUGCUCUUCUUGA
This is a messenger RNA of Fonticula alba, 2876 nucleotides long. RefSeq lists its product as hypothetical. Bases 153 to 2876 code for a protein of 907 amino acids. The transcript has 8 exons. Lineage: Eukaryota; Rotosphaerida; Fonticulaceae. The record is from RefSeq and is a predicted model, not a curated record.